AUGGGAAUGCGUGAGAAGCAGAUGCCCUGGGCUGGGGCUGGGCUGCUUUGGGUGUGUGUGGGUGGGGGAAAGUACCUACCUACUGUACCUACCUACCUACCCACCUUGUCUAGGUUGUCUUGUCUUGUCUUGUCUUGCCAUGCCACGCCUACCUACCUGGGAGCUAGGCCAGGCAAAGAGCAGGCAGUCAAAGGUGGGAUUGGAUUGGAUUGGGUGGAUCCAAUGGAUCAUGGUGUGGCUAGUGUGAGGUGGGAAGCAAGACAGGCCGAAGGACAACGGACUAUCUUACUAACGUUAUGGGCUACUGGUGCUAAUGGAAGCCGGAGAUUGAGGACUACGAGCUUCCAUGAGAGAGGGGCUGUUGACUGCCGCUUUCUGCGUCUCAGUCGAACCCUCUCAAGAUCCCCAUUUGCGGGUGCUGCCUACCUAUAA
This is a messenger RNA of Fusarium proliferatum ET1, 432 nucleotides long. RefSeq lists its product as uncharacterized. Lineage: Eukaryota; Fungi; Ascomycota; Sordariomycetes; Hypocreales; Nectriaceae. The transcript has a single exon. The record is from RefSeq and is a predicted model, not a curated record. Bases 1 to 432 code for a protein of 143 amino acids.